Messenger RNA from Prunus mume (Japanese apricot), 755 nucleotides. Lineage: Eukaryota; Viridiplantae; Streptophyta; Magnoliopsida; Rosales; Rosaceae. The record is from RefSeq and is a predicted model, not a curated record.
AAAGGACCCCAGAAGCCCUAGCCAAGGCAGUGGAAUAUAUGAACAGUCUUGAAGCCCCAGCCUUCAGGGGAGGGUUCAUUCUCGAGAAAGUCAUGGGCCCAAUUUCCACGGGCCAUUUGGAGCUUCGAACCCGAAACCCGAACGACAACCCAUCAGUGACAUUCAACUAUUUCAAAGAUCCCCAAGACUUGGAGAGAUGUAUCCAGGGCAUUGAGACCAUAGAGAAAAUAAUUGAAUCAAAGCCCUUCUCCAAAUUCAGAUAUGACUAUCUGUCUUUAGCAGCUCUGCUCAACAUUACAGCAAACAGCCCAAUUAACUUGUUGCCCAAGCAUGCCAAUGCCUCAAGGUCUUUGGAUCAGUUUUGCAAGGACACUGUGAUGACCAUAUGGCACUACCAUGGAGGCUGCCAAGUUGGGAGGGUUGUUGAUUAUCAGUACAAGGUUCUCGGCGUUGAUGCUCUUCGUGUUAUCGAUGGUUCGACGUUUAUUUACUCCCCCGGAACCAAUCCUCAAGCCACCGUAAUGAUGCUUGGAAGGUACAUGGGGAAAAGAAUACUGGAUGAGAGACUUGCUAGCGAUGGAAAUUGAUCAAUUGGGUCUUAUUACAGCAUUGUUUGACUGCAUCUGCAUGCAGAUAUCGAUGGGGUCUUAUUAUAUAUGUAUGAUUGGCAUACCAAAGGGACUUCCCAUUUGUCCCCAACAUAGUUCGCCAUAUCGAUGAGAAAAUUAUGUAUAAUGUAUAUUUCGGUUUUAUUU